CUCUGAUUGGUCCAAUUUAAAAAUUAGACCGCGGUCAGCUUCUUCAAAAACGAAUGGAGAGGACUGUAGCUAGCUACAUCAAUGUGUCGAUGAAUAAAAACACACAAACAGUGAUGGAUACGUGUUUGGACAAGAAACCAGAGAGAGUGGGGCCUAUAGUUGUUGAGGAUUUGAGAAAGGACUUGUUUGCUGAUUUUUCUGCAAUUGCAUCUGCUCUGCCACAGGAUUGUGUAUUAUUUGAGAAAGAGCAUCUGCGGGUCUACCUCAGGAUACGUCCCUUUACCACAGUAGAGAAUGAAAGUGGUGAAUCUCAGGAAUGUGUGUCCAUGGAGCCACCAGACACUGUUUUACUCAGGGCUCCUAGGAGCUCUUUAUCAACCAGACGACAAACCAGUCACGCAGAUGGUGACAAACCAGUCACUCAGACCACCCAAAGAUUUCAGUUUUCUCAGGUAUAUGGCCCUGACACUACACAGAGGCAAAUGUUUGAUGGCACAGUGAAACGUCUGGUCAGAGAUGUUCUAGAAGGAGGAAAUUCUAUUGUCUUCACAUAUGGAGUCACCAACGCCGGGAAGACAUUCACAUUCCUUGGCCCUGAGAGUGAUGGUGGAAUUCUUCCAAGGUCUUUGAACGUGAUCUUCAACAGCAUCGAGGGCCGGGUCUAUGCACAGAACAACAUCAAACCACAUCGAUGCAGAGACUUCACUAGGCUCACAAAGGACCAGCAGGAUGAAGAGUCUACUAAUAAGCGAAACCUCAUGAGACUGUCAAAGGAGAGUGAUUUUCUGAAAAGCACGAUGAGCUCCACUUGCAGGUCAACAAUACUGGAGGGUUCCUCCUUGAGCGACAUCAGUGAUCAGGGGGAAGGAGACAGUUUCUGUCUGGAUGUGGACUCUCACACUAAAUACUCUGUGUGGGUUUCCUUUUGUGAAAUCUACAAUGAGAAUAUCUACGACCUACUGGAGCCCAUUCCUAAUGGCUCACAUAGGAGAACCGUCCUUCGGCUGUCCCAAGACAUCAAGGGAAACACCUUUGUGAAAGAUUUAAAGUGGGUUCAAGUAAAUCAUUCAGAGGAGGCUUACAAAGUCCUGAAGAUAGGAAAGAAGAACCAGAGUUUCUCCUGCACAAAGCUCAACAAUGUCUCAAGCAGAAGCCAUAGCAUAUUUUCCAUUCGUAUCUUGCGGAUUGAAGAUGUUGGUAUACCCAGAGUCCACACAAUUAGCGAGUUGUCGUUGUGUGAUCUGGCUGGAUCUGAGAGAUGUGCAAAGACUCAGAAUAAAGGAGUGCAGCUGAAAGAGGCUGGCAAUAUCAACACCUCAUUGCUCACUCUGGGCAAAUGCAUCAAUGCUCUGAGACUCAACCAACAAGCAAAGUUCCAACAACAUGUCCCCUUCAGAGAGAGCAAGCUCACACACUACCUCCAGGGCUUUUUCUGUGGUAGAGGGAAAGCCUGCAUGAUUGUCAACAUCAACCAGUGUGCCUCCAUGUACGACGAGACGCUCAACGUCCUCAAAUUCUCUGCCAUCGCCCAAAAGGUGGUGGUCCUCAACAUCAAACCAGUCCCUGCCAUUGCUCCAAAGAGAUCUGCCAGGGAUGUGUCCCUCAUCAUCAACAAUGCUGGCUGCAAGAACCUGUGGAGUAGGAGGGAGAGCUCCAUGGUGGCUUGGGAAACGACUCUAGAAGAUGUGCAGGAAGAUGGGGAUGAAGAGGAGGAUGAUUAUGAAGAAGAGGAAAGUUGCGAUGAGAGCAUGGCAGAGGAGACCAUUCUGGAGGCGGGAGAAGAGGACAAGACGGUGCUUGAGGACUUCAAUGGCCAGUUUGCUCUGGUGGAGGAACUGAGGGAGAAACUUCUGAAGGAGGAAGCUGAGAAAUUGGCUUUGGAGUCUCAUAUCCGUGAAGAGGUCACCAUCGAGUUCAUGGAGCUAUUCUCCAAAAUGGAAAGUGAUUACAAUGAGCGUCUUUCCAAAGAGAGGGAGAUCAUCGAGGACAGAGCGGACAAGAGGUUGGAGAUCCUGAAGAAUUUAGUCAGCAAAAGUGUCAGCAAGUGUGCAAGUGUCACUGGUGACGAGGAAAUGACAAAGGAGGAUAAGGUAGAGCUCUUGGAGGGGAUCAUUGACGCAAUGCGAGACGACCUGGCUAGAAUCAGGAGGGAUGCGGAGGCUGCACAGACCUGCAGACCUGCCUCUCCUGGCACUGUAGCCAGCCCGAGGAAGCAAGUGGAUGACUUAUCAGAGGAGCUCCUCAAGACCCAGCAGCAACUCCACCUCAAAACAAAUGAAAUGGACGAAAUGAGCAUGGAAUUGAAACAAUUGUGCGGGCAGCUAGAGGAUGCGAAGGAGAAUUUGGAAUCUCAGACACGGACGUUUGAGGCCUUAAUGGAAAUCUGCCAUGAGAAAGAUGACAUGAUUACCAAACUGCAGGAAGCAAUAGACCAGAAUAGUGAGGCUGCAACUAGGGAUGCAGCCUUGGUUGACUCCAUCAAGGAUGAGAUUCUGAGCUUGAAACAGAAUUGUAAGUGUAUGAGUCGGAAAAGUCCCAGUGCUGAGGAGGGCAGGAACCGCCAUGCUGAUGUCCUGGAAAACCUUGAUGAUCAGCCUGCCCUGAAGAAAGGGCGUCUUGAGGAUGAGCGUGUUAUUCUAGCAUGCGAGUUGGAGAAACUCCAGGCGGAAUGUCAUCAAAAAGACAUGACCAUUUCACAGUUAAAAGAAGAACAUGAGGUGAUGGUUCAGAAGUUGGAGACAGUCAAAGGAGAGAUAAAAAUAAUGAACGAAGACUCCGAUGAGCUCAAACGCGAGAAGGUUUCGUUCGAACAGAACUUACAGAAGCUCACCAACGAUUUGGAGGAGCAGACGGAUGACUGUGAAGCUGUGAUGGCUUUGCUGGAGAAAGAGAGGAAAGAGACAGCCAGGCUCUCUAAAGACAACAAAGCACUGGUCAACGGCAUCUUCCAGCUCCAGCAGACAUCACAGAAAGCGGAGUCUUCAGUGAAAACUCUCCAAACAGAACUUAUCGAACAGACUGAGAGGUCCGCCAAUCUUUUAGAGGAGCUAGAGGCAGCCAGAGCACUCUUGAAGGAGCUCGAAGACCAAUCUAACGAAAAAUCCAAAACCAUUGAAUCUUUGACUUUGGAAACUGAACGACUCCAGAAGGAAGUGGAGGAACUGAAGGUCUCUUCUGUGCAGAGGAACGACUCAAAGUUCCAUGACACCAUAGAUGCCAUGAAAAGGGAGUGUGAGAGUGUGGUGGAACAGUUGCUCCAGAAGAGCCAGUGGAUAGCUGACCUGGAGCAGGAGCUCAACCAGGUCAGGGAGCAGCUCUCUGGACAGGAAGAACUCUGCAGCCAGCUGAGACAUGAGCUAGAGACACUGCGGUCAGAGGCACAAUUCAACCUGCAGGACUAUGAAUUAGAGAAGGGUGCUUACAAUGAAAUUACGAAGAGUUACUCUGACCUCGAACAAAUGGCAGGCCACCUGAAGGAGCGAAUCGUGGACCUGGAGGUUCAGGUGCAGUCCUCUGGAGGCAGCUCUGAGAGGGUUGUGGAGUUGGAGAAGCAGCUGGCUGAGAGGGAGGCCCAGUGUGGAGCUCUGCAAGCGAGACUAGAGGUGGCUCAGCAGAAACUGUCCCAGGUGGAAGAAAGUCUUAUAAAUAAGUCCAAGGAGAAGGUGAUAGAAGACAUGCGUCUUGCACUGACAGAGCAGGAGAGGACACAAACAGAACAAGAGCAGAUUCUGGAGGCUAAGAUGAAAGAGAUUGAGGCUUUAAGUCGAGAGCUGAUGAGUUUGAAGGACAGCUGCCUUCCAAAAAACGUGAACAUUGCCAAGUUUUCUCAUGUGAUUAACUGUCCUGGCGAGAACGUGAAGCAGGAACGUCAGCGGACUGAAGAGCGCUUGAAGCUGGUUAAUGAGCAGCAUGAGGUGGAGAACCAGAAGUGCCUUGAAAAGAGGGCAAUUCUGAUGGAGGGAGCCGACGAGCCAGAGCAGGAGGAGAGUCGGUGCCCGGCUCCAGAUUUGAUGAGGGAGUGUCGAAAGGAGCUCUGCCGUAGCACGCUGCAGACUGAAAAGGUGAAAUUGUCUAAACAACCUUCAGAAAAAGAAGAGGAGAGUGUCUCUAUAGUUGAGGCCCUCAAAUUAGAGAUGCAGGAGAGAAACGCGGAGAAAGAGCACAAGCUCAGGGAGCUCCAUGACCACUUCAAUUUCCAAACACAAGAUGUACUGGACUCCCCGCAGGUGUCCACAGAUGGCAGGCGAGAGCUUUGCUUCCCCAAGUUGGAGAGCCAGCUCACCCCUCUGCACCCCAACAAGCUGAACGUCCGGAGGCAGGGAGAGAACAAGUCUGUGAACAUCAAAAUCACCCGCUCAGCCAGGAAGAGGAAUAGCAACGAGAUGGAGAAGGGCCCUGUGGAAAGUGAGAACAAAAAGAAUAUCAAGUUGAGGGUGAACAACAGAGUGAACAUGCAGUCGCCGACAGUGCUCGGUGUAAAAACAGACCAGAACAAGCAAUGGACACCAGCAAGUCUGAAAGCCAAAAAGGAUGGAACCGUCCAGAAGAUUGGAGACUUCAUCCAGAGUUCCCCAACUCUGCUUGGGUGCGAAGCUAAGUCAAUUAUGGGGAUUGUAAAUGGAAGAUCUACCAAGCGAGAGAGAGCCACAUCAGUGAAACCGAAAAGGACCAAGAGGAAGCUGUACAAGACCGAGAUCUCCUCUCCUCUGGACAUCCCAUCUCUUCCGAUCAUUGGUCUUGAUCAAGAUGAGAAAGAAAGCGACCAUCUAAUUAUCAGGAGGCAGCUUAGAUCAAGAACAGCAAGGAAAUGACUUCGUCAACAGUGGCCAGGAGUUGAUAUUGCUUACUUGAUUUAAAAACUCUUGUUAGAAAACUAGCCAUGUACAUAUGUGAAUAUUUUCAUAUUUUGUUUCUCAUUCUUUUACAUUAUGUUUUAAACUCUUAUUUUUUAAAUUGAAAAUAGUAUACAGAGGGGGCAAAAAAGUAUUUAGUCAGCCACCAAUUGUGCAAGUUCUCCCACUUAAAAUGAUGAGAGGCCUGUAAUUUUCAUCAUAGGUACACUUCAACUAUGACAGACAAAAUGAGGGAAAAAAAUCCAGAAAAUCACAUUGUAGGAUUUUUUUAAUGAAUUUAUUUGCAAAUUAUGGUGGAAAAUAAGUAUUUGGUCAAUAACAAAAGUUUCUCUCAAUACUAUGUUAUAUACCCUUUGUUGGCAAUGACAGAGGUCAAACGUUUUCUGUAAGUCUUCACAAGGUUCACACACACUGUUGCUGGUAUUUUGGCCCAUUCCUCCAUGCAGAUCUCCUCUAGAGCAGUGAUGUUUUGGGGCUGUUGCUGGGCAACACGGACUUUCAACUCCCUACAAAGAAUUUUUAUGGGGUUGAGAUCUGGAGACUGGCUAGGCCACUCCAGGACCUUGAAAUGCUUCUUACGAAGCCACUCCUUUGUUGCCCGGGCGGUGUGUUUGGGAUCAUUGUCAUGCUGAAAGACCCAGCCACGUUUCAUCUUCAAUGCCCUUGCUGAUGGAAGGAGGUUUUCACUCAAAAUCUCACGAUACAUGACCCCAUUCAUUCUUUCCUUUACACGGAUCAGUCGUCCUGGUCCCUUUGCAGAAAAACAGCCCCAAAGCAUGAUGUUUCCACCCCCAUGCUUCACAGUAGGUAGGGUGUUCUUUGGAUGCAACUCAGCAUUCUUUGUCCUCCAAACACGACAAGUUGAGUUUUUAUCAAGAAGUUCUAUUUUGGUUUCAUCUGACCAUAUGACAUUCUCCCAAUCUUCUUCUGGAUCAUCCAAAUGCUCUCUAGCAAACUUCAGACGGGCCUGGACAUGUACUGGCUUAAGCAGGGGGACACGUCUGGCACUGCAGGAUUUGAGUCCCUGGCGGCGUAGUGUGUUACUGAUGGUAGGCUUUGUCCCAGCUCUCUGCAGGUCAUUCACUAGGCCCCCCCGUGUGGUUCUGGGAUUUUUGCUCACCGUUCUUGUGAUCAUUUUGACCCCACGGGGUGAGAUCUUGCGUGGAGCCCCAGAUCGAGGGAGAUUAUCAGUGGUCUUGUAUGUCUUCCAUUUCCUAAUAAUUGCUCCCACAGUUGAUUUCCUCAAACCAAGCUGCUUACAUAUUGCAGAUUCAGUCUUCCCAGCCUGGUGCAGGUCUACAAUUUUGUUUCUGGUGUCCUUUGACAGCUCUUUGGUCUUGACCAUAGUGGAGUUUGGAGUGUGAUUGUUUGAGGUUGUGGACAGGUGUCUUUUAUACUGAUAACAAGUUCAAACAGGUGCCAUUAAUACAGGUAACGAGUGGAGGACAGGGAAAGAAGUUGUUACAGGUCUGUGAGAGCCAGAAAUAUUGCUUGUUUGUAGGUGACCAAAUACUUAUUUUCCACCAUAAAUUCAUAAAAAAUCCUACAAUGUGAUUUUCUGGAUUUUUUUUCCCCUCAUUUUGUCUGUCAUAGUUGAAGUGUACCUAAUGAUGAUAAAUUACAGGCCUCAUCUUUUUAAGUGGGAGAACUUGCACAAUUGGUGGCUGACUAAAUACUUUUUGCCCCACUGUACACACUAUAGGAAACAUGGCAAGUACCAAACCGUUUUGUAAAUGUACAUUGGAGACCCAGCCUGUGAUUGGAGCGCAGUAGACAAGGGACACAUUGGAGGAUGGAGUAUUGUUUUGUCCUGCUCGAAUGGGGCCAAAAGUGUAGAAUGUCAUGGUCAUUUAUUUUAGUGGCAGCCGUCAGGGGUGGUUGUCAUCUGAAGAGAGUAAAUAAUACAGCUCAUCUCUCACCCCUUCUCUGUGGUGGGUCCCUGAGAGGUCCCACUCUCACAGCCAGUCAGGUUCAGUCUCCAGUGGGCAAUUUAAUGGGACAGUUGCCAGUGUUUGUCUACGUCAUUGCUUGUUGUUAUUGAAAACAUGUCUCUGAUAAUUUUCUCUGCAUUGCCUGGCUGUUUUUUGUAAAUAAUAGACAAUGCAUUAGAAUUCAUAAUAGCCUACAGGAAUUGAAGUUGGGUUAAAGCCACUUCAAUAGAAAAUGGGGGGCAAGAUUGUGCAGAUAGACUUUCUGGUUCCUAAGCAACUUUGCAAUAUAUAUAUUUUUUGUAUAUUACUGCACUGUUGGUGCUAGGAACACAAGUGUUUCCCUACACCCGCAAUAACAGCUGCUAAAUAUGUGUAAGCGACCAAUAAGAUUUGGACCAUCUGUUUAGCAGGGUAUCAAGAGACCAUUGAUUUAUCUUGUUUACUCCCAUCAGCACUUUUUUUUUUUACGGUUAGAUAGCAAUCUGUGUCUCAGGAUUCUGUGGGGAGAGACCAAGUAGAACAUCCUGUUGAGGGUAAACGUGCAGGUGAGAAGGGAGUAUGGAAUCUACUCAACUAUAUCACUAUGCUACAAAUUGAUGCAUCUAAUCUCUGAACUUUGCUUGUUAAAUUUCUACUGUAUCUUGUCCCAUGUCAACAGCUCUCUACAGUUGUCAAUGAAUAAGGAGACCACAAAGAAUAAACCCCACUAAGUCUGUCUUAAGGUUCA
Messenger RNA from Oncorhynchus nerka (sockeye salmon), 7511 nucleotides. RefSeq names its product kinesin-like protein KIF20A. The record is from RefSeq and is a predicted model, not a curated record. Gene Ontology annotation, cellular component: kinesin complex; nucleus; microtubule. Gene Ontology annotation, molecular function: microtubule motor activity; microtubule binding; ATP binding. Gene Ontology annotation, biological process: microtubule-based movement. NCBI's taxonomy places the organism in Eukaryota, Metazoa, Chordata, Actinopteri, Salmoniformes, Salmonidae.